AUGAUAGCUCAAAAAAAAUCUUUUGAUUAUUCCAAUUAUAUUAGAAAUAAGCGACAGCAGAGAGAGUUAGGCAAAGCAGAACAAUUAAAGGUCCAAAAAAGUGAAGAGGCCUUAGAAUUUCAAGCAAAGAAAGUCAAAAAGGAAAGCGAAUUACAUGCCAAAACUGCAAAGAAGAGGGCUGCAAGACAAAAGAAAUUGAAUAAGCUAAAGCAGUCGAAAUUAAAUAAAGUUCAACUUACCAAUGAAAAGUAA
This is a messenger RNA of Debaryomyces fabryi, 252 nucleotides long. RefSeq lists its product as uncharacterized. The transcript has a single exon. NCBI's taxonomy places the organism in Eukaryota, Fungi, Ascomycota, Pichiomycetes, Serinales, Debaryomycetaceae. The coding region runs from base 1 to 252 and encodes 83 amino acids. The record is from RefSeq and is a predicted model, not a curated record.